AUGCCUCGUAUACGGCUCAUCGCGCCGACGCUUCUCCUCACCACUCUCACGAGCCUGGUCCACGGUCAAAGCCGCCCCUCCUGUGACCCCGACCUCGUGAACCGGACGAACCCCAAUGAAUACUUUGUCAACCCCAACCAGUUCUGUAUAGACAACAACUAUGUGGGCGUGAAAGUCAGGGAGGAGGGGACGCCUAUGAAGGUUCAGUGGGUCUCGGCAUCGUCGCCGGUGACGCUGCGGAUAGCACAGAUCAAUGCGACGAAUCCGCUGAGGUUGUUGGCUGAUGACCUGACCGAGGAUUCUUACGAAUGGAACGGCUGCCUGCCCGGCCAGCUCACCCUCGAGAACGGCAUUACCUUCAACUUCCUCCUAAAUGACGCCGACGGCACACCCUUGUGCUCCUCGGAUUUUUUCAACGUCACCGCUUCGGAUAAAUGUAACGGUGCGGCCAGCAGUGCCGCUUCAUCCAUCACGGGGUCCGAGACAUCGACGCUUGCUUCGACGGCCGCCGUGCCGAGUGUGACUUCGUCGCAGACGACUGAUGGCGUGGCUUCAGGUACGGCUGGGACUGCCGCUGACGAUGGUGGGCUCGGCACAGGCGCGAAGAUUGGCAUUGGUGUUGGUGUCGGCGUCGGCGUGCUGGGACUGAUCCUCUUCGGCGCAGCUUUCUGGCUGCAUAGGAAACGAAAGGGCCGAAAUGGCAAUAGCAGCAACAGCCAACCCAUGAUGCACGACAAUAAUCACGGCCAGGCGGCCCCGCCAUAUCCAGCAUGGUCACAGGGCAACGUGUCGAGUCCGACGCACUAUGCGAGUGAACUGGGCUCCGACAGUCAUACCUACAACCAGGCGCCGCAUUACUCCGGCGCAUACUCUGACAACGCCUAUAAACCGCCAAUGAGUCAGGCGCCGCCGAGGGGAGAGCUGCCCGGUUGA
Cyphellophora attinorum is the source of this 933-nucleotide messenger RNA. RefSeq lists its product as uncharacterized. The coding region runs from base 1 to 933 and encodes 310 amino acids. The transcript is spliced from 3 exons. Lineage: Eukaryota; Fungi; Ascomycota; Eurotiomycetes; Chaetothyriales; Cyphellophoraceae. The record is from RefSeq and is a predicted model, not a curated record.